This is a messenger RNA of Monascus purpureus, 1796 nucleotides long. The record is from the annotation of a GenBank genome assembly. Lineage: Eukaryota; Fungi; Ascomycota; Eurotiomycetes; Eurotiales; Aspergillaceae.
CCCGCGAAGUAUAAACAGCUCUGUUCCCUGGAGGAUUUAUCUUCAGAAUAUCAGAACAUCCAGAGCCCCCAUACUUCAUAAUGGACAAGGAGGCAUCCCCUGCGCACGUCAUUCCAGCUCCUGAUCUACCCAAAUCCAGCGUUGGAUCGUGGUUGGCGGUCUUCGGGGCCUCCCUUGCGCUCUUCUGCACUGUCGGCUUCCUCAACGCCUUCGGAGUCUUCCAAGGGUUCUACACAAGUUACCUUCACAAGUCCGACUCAGACAUAUCAUGGAUUGGCUCGUUUUCGAUAUUCAUCCUCUACUGCGGUGCAGGGUUGAGCGGUGUCCUCGCCGAUAAAUUCGGUCCUACGGUAAGGAUGCAAUUACUACCACUACCGCGAGUGUAUCAGUACUUUAUUCUCAUGGAAUACUGCAGGCACUGCUAUGCACUGGAAGUAUUGGUCAGCUAUUCGCUCUCUUCAUGACAUCUCUCUGUAAAAAAUACUACCAAGUAUUUCUCGCACAGUCCUUGCUCCUGGGUAUCAGCAUGUCAUUAAUCUUCUGCCCUCCGCUCGCCGUCGUGUCCCGUCGUCUGCCUCAUCGACGAGGUCUUGCACUUGGAUUUACCAUCGGUGGCUCAUCUAUCGGAGGAGUCAUCUGGCCCAUCAUGAUUCAGCAGUUGCUCUACCAUGACGCUGUCAGUUUCAGCUGGACGAUGAGGGCCGUUGCGUUCACCAUGAUGCCCUUACUGGCCGUUGCAUGUCUGACAAUAACCGAUCCGCCUAAACCCCCUUCCAACCCGGAAAGCAAUACUGCAACAGCGGCCAGCGAGAGGCCGAAGAAAACGUCAGACUUCUCCAUCUUCAAGAAUUGGACCUAUAUCCUACUCUGUCUCGGACUAGGCAUCGCAUACCUGGGCCUGUUUACCCCUUUCUUCUAUGUCUCUGCCUAUGCAGCCCAUAUAGGGAUAUCCACCAACAUGUCCUUUUAUCUUAUUUCUAUAAUCAACGCCGCUUCGUUCUUCGGUAGAGUACUUCCGGGAUACUGGGCGGACAGUUACGGACACUUCAACCUUUGCGCAUUGGCAACAUUCAUAGCGGGCGUUAUCGGUUUCUGCUGGGUUGCCACCUCGAACCUGGCCGGCUUAAUAGUCUGGAGUUUGGCUUAUGGAUUCACCUCGGGGGCAAUCAUGAGUCUUCAAGGAGCAUGUGCUGGGAAGAUUGCAAAACAGGGAAGCCAAGGGACCGCAGUGGGAGGUCUCAUGGGGGGAUUGGCCUGCUUGUGAGUUGCCUUUCGAUAAAUCGACCUCCAUUUUUUGUCUUCGUCUUGCUGAUACAUUCGCAAUAGCGCUUUGGUUGGAACGCCCAUCAGCGGUCAAAUAGUCCAACACUACGGCUAUCUGUCGCUUUCCAUGUUUACCGGGGCAACCCUCAUCGGGGGAGGGGUCGUGCUGGCUGCUUCGAGAUUGAGUCUGGAUAGGAGGAUUCUGGCAGUGUAUUGAUGGAUCUUUUUAUGUACCCAUAUGGCAGGCCACAAGAAACGGCCAAAACGACUUAGGCGGCCCCGAGCUGCCAGCAAGAGUAUGACAGAGGAUUGUAUUGGUAUCAAAGAAGUAAUAGAUCAUCUUAAAACCGGGAGCGAUAAUUGUUCCCUGUCAUUAGAGGUUCUGUCGGUCGAACCCGGCUUCCCGGAGACUGCCAUGCUUGCAUUAUGCCUUUGCAAGAAUGUAGACCUGGUCCAGUCUCCCCUGUAGAUCCAGUCCUCAGUCCAGAGAAUAAUUCGUAUCACGAACAGUUGGGCGCCAAAGGGAAACCCAU